GCCAUCGUAGUGUGUAAUUGCAGACUCUCCAAGAAGCCAAAGCCAAGUAGGCGACGCCAACCCAGCAAGCAAGCCCAAAAACGGAAUCCACACUCUGGACUCUGAAGUCGAUGUUCUCUAUUUCAAUCCAAAACUCGCUCCUUUGAAACCAUUUUGGAUCUCAGAUCCAUCGCAAGUCUCACCUUGCGCUCCUCUCUUCCUUCUUCGCUACAUUUCAUCCACAUACCGUACAUCAAUCGAUCAUUCUCAUUUCUUUUUCUCUUCCUUUUAUCUGAAGUAGUUUGUCUCUUGCAAGGUUCUUGAAUUUUCCGCGAUUCUUCUGUUCCGAAGAAAAUAAUUUUCUUGAAGGUUUUUUUCCUCGGAAUUUUGUGUUACGCAGCGAAUUUUCGGCGUUGCUGUGGUUUCUUGCUGUAAUGGAGAGCUUGGCUCAACUGGAAGCGCUGUGUGAGAGGCUAUACACUUCUCAGGACUCAGUUGAACGAGCUCACGCAGAGAAUACUUUGAAGUGUUUCUCUGUGAAUACUGAUUACAUUUCUCAGUGCCAAUACAUUCUUGACAAUGCACUUACCCCGUAUGCAUUGAUGUUGGCUAGUUCCAGUUUACUAAAGCAAGUCACGGAGCAUAGCCUUGCUUUACAGCUUCGUCUUGAUAUUCGGAACUACCUUAUCAACUAUUUGUUCGCUAGAGGACCUAAGUUGCAGCCUUUUGUGACUGCUUCUUUAAUCCAACUCUUAUGUCGAGUUACGAAGUUUGGAUGGUUCGAUGAUGACCGGUUCCGGGAUGUGGUGAAAGAGGCGACGAAUUUCUUGAGCCAGGCAACAUCAGAUCACUACACCAUUGGUUUAAAGAUUUUGAAUCAGCUUGUGUCUGAGAUGAAUCAGCCUAAUCCUGGUUUGCCAUCAACACAUCAUCGAAGGGUUGCCUGCAACUUUAGAGAUCAGUCACUUUUCCAAAUAUUCCAAAUAUCAUUAACUUCAUUGGGCCAGCUGAAGAAUGAUGUGGUGGAUCGAUUGCAAGAGCUGGCUCUUUCUGUUUCACUUAAGUGUUUGUCCUUUGAUUUUGUUGGCACCUCAAUUGAUGAAAGUUCUGAAGAGUUUGGCACUGUUCAGAUACCAUCCUCUUGGAGGCCAGUUUUGGAAGAUCCUUCAACGCUUCAAAUAUUCUUUGAUUACUAUGCCAUCACAAAGUCCCCUCUUUCGAAGGAGGCACUGGAGUGCUUGGUGCGACUAGCUUCUGUAAGACGUUCUUUGUUUACAAAUGAUGCUGCUCGUUCUAAGUUUUUGGCCCAUUUAAUGACUGGAACCAAAGAAAUCCUACAAACUGGGCAAGGUCUUGCAGAUCAUGAUAACUACCAUGAGUAUUGCCGUCUCCUUGGUCGCUUCCGAGUGAAUUACCAGUUGUCAGAGCUCGUAAAUGUUGAAGGUUAUAGUGAUUGGAUUCGAUUAGUGGCAGAAUUCACUUUAAAGUCUUUGCAAUCUUGGCAGUGGGCCAGCAGCAGUGUAUAUUAUCUUCUGGGGCUUUGGUCUAGAUUAGUGACAUCUGUACCAUAUUUAAAAGGUGAUGCACCCAGCUUACUGGAUGAGUUUGUUCCUAAGAUUACUGAAGGUUUUAUUACGUCCAGAUUUAACUCUGUGCAGGCUGGAUUACCUGACGAUCCAUCAGAGAAUCCUUUAGACAAUGUUGAACUUCUUCAGGAUCAAUUAGAUUGCUUUCCUUACUUGUGUAGAUUCCAGUAUGAAAGCAGUAGUAUGUAUAUCAUAAACAUAGUGGAGCCUAUUCUGCAGACAUAUUCGGAAAGAGCUCGAGUGCAGACAACUGAUAAAAAUGACAUAUCUGUUAUUGAGGCUAAACUUGCUUGGAUUGUUCAUAUUGUUGCUGCUAUUGUCAAGAUAAAACAAUGUACUGGUUGUAGUUCUGAGUCACAGGAAGUGCUUGAUGCAGAACUUUCAGCUCGUGUUUUGCAAUUAAUAAAUGUUACUGACAGUGGACUACAUACCCAGAGAUAUGGUGAAGUGAGCAAACAAAGGCUUGAUCGAGCAAUUCUUAUUUUCUUUCAACAUUUUAGGAAGUCUUAUGUGGGUGAUCAGGCCAUGCACUCCUCAAAGCAGCUAUAUGCCCGGCUGUCUGAUCUUCUUGGACUUAAUGAUCAUCUGCUCAUGUUAAAUGUUAUUGUUGGAAAGAUUGCUACAAACCUCAAGUGUUACACAGAGAGUGAGGAGGUCAUCGAUCACACUUUAAGUUUGUUCCUGGAGCUUGCAUCUGGGUACAUGACUGGCAAGCUUCUUUUGAAAUUGGACACAGUUAAAUUUAUAGUUGCAAAUCAUACUAGGGAGCACUUUCCAUUUCUGGAAGAGUAUAGAUGUUCUCGUAGCAGGACAACUUUCUAUUACAUAAUUGGUUGGCUAGUAUUUAUGGAGGACAGCACUGUGAAAUUUAAAUCUUCGAUGGAUCCUCUUUUGCAAGUUUUUAUCACCUUGGAGUCUACUCCUGAUUCAAUGUUUCGCACUGAGACGGUGAAGUAUGCAUUGAUUGGGUUGAUGAGAGACCUUAGAGGAAUUGCCAUGGCCACAAACAGUCGCAGAACAUACGGGCUUCUUUUUGAUUGGCUCUAUCCUGCACACAUGCCACUUCUUUUGAAAGGGAUUUCACACUGGUCUGACACACCAGAUGUUACCACCCCGUUGUUGAAGUUUAUGUCAGAGUUUGUUUUAAACAAGGCUCAACGUUUGACUUUUGACUCAUCCUCUCCCAAUGGAAUUCUUCUUUUUCGAGAAGUGAGUAAAUUAAUAGUAGCUUAUGGCUCAAGGAUUUUAGCACUUCCAAAUGUUGCUGAUAUAUACGCCUUCAAAUACAAGGGAAUAUGGAUUUCUUUAACUAUUCUCACAAGAGCCCUUGCUGGAAAUUAUGUCAACUUUGGGGUGUUUGAACUCUAUGGUGAUAGAGCAUUGGCUGAUGUACUUGGUAUUGCACUAAAAAUGACAUUGUCAAUUCCAUUGGCUGAUGUACUGGCAUUCCGAAAGCUAACCAGGGCAUACUUUGCAUUCCUGGAGGUUUUGUUCAAUUGCCAUGUAAAUUUUGUUUUGAACUUGGAUACAAGCACCUUCAUGCACAUAGUUGGAUCCCUUGAAUCUGGCCUUAAAGGUCUAGAUACAAAUAUCUCAUCACAGUGUGCUUCUGCUGUUGAUACUUUGGCUGCUUUCUAUUUUAACAACGUAACGAUGGGAGAAGCACCCACAUCACCCGCGGCAAUUAAUCUUGCUCGUCACAUUGCAGAUUGCCCCAAUUUGUUUCCAGAAAUACUGAAGACCCUGUUUGAAAUUGUUUUGUUUGAGGAUUGUGGUAACCAGUGGAGUCUGAGCAGACCAAUGCUUAGCUUGAUCCUUAUUAGUGAGCAGAUGUUCUCUGAUUUGAAGGUUCAGAUUUUGGCUUCACAGCCAGCGGAUCAGCAUCAACGGCUUUUCUUGUGCUUUGAUAAGCUAAUGGCUGAUGUCACUCGAAGCUUGGAUUCAAAGAACAGGGACAAGUUUACCCAGAAUCUGACUGUAUUCAGGCAUGAAUUUCGUGUGAAAUAACUAUCUCUUUUAUAAGUACCUGAUUCAGUAUACUACUCCAAGAAGAAGAUGUUGGUUUGAAGAAUCAUAGCAGAAUCAUAGCCGCUAUACUUCUCGUACGUGUGAACACAAGAAUUACCUGUCCUUAGGUGAAGGGCAUCUAUAUACUCUGGUUGCAUGGUUUUGUUGGCUUCAAUGCAAGAGAAGCUCAACUUUUGAAGUUCACAGUUUUUGUGAAAUGACAAAGAUGCACAAGGAAUUUUCCGUGGUGAUAUUGUACAGAUAUUGCUCCGCGAGGAGAGAUGCUGCACUUGUAGACGCUAUAAUACUAAGAAGAUUUCUCAGGUCUGUAGAAGCUAGUGAUGGGUUUGACAAUUAGUUCCUAGUGUGUGUUUUUCAGUGUAUUGAUUCUUUUUAGAACCAAGAAAGAUGUAAAUGAUCUAUCUGGUUGAAGCUAACUGAUGAAUUAGUGUUACAUUUUACAUUGUACAUUAACAUCGAAAAUAUUCUUUGUAUUUGUUGAUAAUAGAAGAAAAAGAAAAUUUUAGGUGAUUGCUA
Messenger RNA from Humulus lupulus (European hop), 4109 nucleotides. RefSeq lists its product as uncharacterized. Gene Ontology annotation, cellular component: cytoplasm; nuclear pore. The record is from RefSeq and is a predicted model, not a curated record. NCBI's taxonomy places the organism in Eukaryota, Viridiplantae, Streptophyta, Magnoliopsida, Rosales, Cannabaceae. Gene Ontology annotation, molecular function: small GTPase binding; nuclear export signal receptor activity. The transcript is spliced from 29 exons. Bases 414 to 3572 code for a protein of 1052 amino acids. Gene Ontology annotation, biological process: protein export from nucleus.